ACGGGAGGUGGCGACGCGGGUCCACCUCGGCCCACGGCUCACUCGAGGAACACAACCUCCGGCGAGUGGAAGGAGGAGCGCGCGGGUUACCUUCCUCAGAGUCAAGACGUCGCGUUGUCACCGAAGCAUCAAGUGUGGGCAGGAACACCGAAACUGUUUAGGGGAAAGUUUGUGACUUGACGAGUACAAAGAAAGACCAAAGCCAUGGCAGACAUUGGCAGGUCAACGGCAGAACUCCUCAAAGACAGCACACCAGCUCACGUCGUGCAGUACUUUGCGGCCUUCUCAGUGGCGAUGGGCGGCCUCAGCUUUGGCACCGGCCUUGGCUUUACGUCACCCGCCAACCCGCUCUACAAUGCCACUGGAACCCUCGAUGAGACUGAAUUAAAUUUGUUCACCUCCAUCGUUAAUUUGGGCGCCCUGGUGGGUGGGCCAUUGGCCGGCCUGCUCAUCAACGUUCUGGGCAGGAAGGGCAGCAUGAUGAGCUCCGUGGUACUCAGCCUGGCGGCAUGGGCACUAAUAGCGUUUGGCGAGGACUUUGCCCCGUUGCUCAGUGGUCGCAUCAUCGCUGGAGUGUUCACUGGCAUGACCUGCCUAGUAGUGCCCACUUACAUCGGGGAGGUGUCCUCGGCAGACAUUAGGGGUGCCCUGGGAUCAAGCUUCCAGCUGAUGGUCACGAUUGGAAUCCUGUACGCUUAUGUGUUUGGCUCGUUCAUUGAUAACACCCGGACCCUGGCCCUGAUCUGCGCCAUCCCCACGGUGGUCUACGCUGUACUACUCUUCUUCAUCAGGGAGUCGCCGACCUUCCACAUCGCCAAGGGGAAAGACGACGAGGCGCGAGAGACACUACAGAAGCUAAGGGGGAAAAACUACGAUGUCGAGCCUGAGUUCCGGACGCUUCGUGAUACACAGGAAAUCCUUAACCGUUCUACGGUCACCAUGAAGGACUUGCUGCAGCCCCACAUCCUCAAGCCUGUCCUUAUCUCACUGGCCACCAUGUUCUUCCAGCAGACAUCGGGCAUCAACGCGGUGCUCUUCAACCUCGGCUCAAUUUUUGAGAGCGCCAACACCGGGAUGGACUUCAACGACAGCGCCAUCGUGGUCGGCAUCGUGCAGGUCAUCGCCACAGCCGUCGCCGUGCCCCUCAUGGACCGGGCCGGCAGGAAGAUACUCCUCACCACCUCAGCCGCCGUCAUGGCGCUGUCGCUUGUGGCGCUGGGCUUGGCUUUCUACGUGGAUGGCCUCUCGUGGCUGCCGCUCACCUCGCUCAUUGUCUACAUCGCCGCAUUCUCUGUGGGCUACGGGCCAAUACCAUGGGUCCUCAUGGGUGAGAUGUUCUCCUUGGAGGUGCGCGCGGCGGCCAGCGGGCUCGCCAUCCUCACCAACUGGGGCACGGCGUUCAUCGUGACGCUUAUCUUUGAUCCUCUACAGGAUGCCAUCCACGAGUACGGAACUUACUGGAUGUUUGCCGGCAUUUGCGUGGUCAACACGAUAUUCUGUGUGAUGGUGGUGCCGGAGACCAAGGGGAAGACGUUGCAGGAGAUUGCUGCUCACUUCGGUGGACCCGAGCUGAAGGAUGACACCAAGCCCCCUGUAGGUGGAGAAAAGGCGGAGGCCUCUGUAUAGUCAGCAUCCGCUGGAACACCUUGUAUAUAACGCCGCGCCGUCAGCAGGACGCGUCAGAAGCUGGUCUCCUCAGCUAGUGUCCUUUGUUGGUCCAAGUCUCUGAAUGACACACUUGAGAGUACCUUCUUGUGCUUGAUUUCGUACAUCGGCUGUUAUUGUGCCUCUGUGAAGCAUGUCGCCAGCAGGAGCAGUCAGCGGUGUCAGACAAGGAUGUGCCAGAGGUCCCGGUGUCGUUUGCUCAAGUGACUCAUUGUGAAGUUGAUUCUAAGUCUUCAAGGACAUUCAUUGAACACCAUUCCUUGCACUUUUACUUUAUGACUGAGGUCUCUUCAUCCCGUCAUCCCUAUGUUUUUGUAUAUCGUUCUGUUUAUCAUCAACAGUGGCAUAGCUAUAUACUGGAGGGCCUGGGCAGCCACGGCCUCCUCAGAGAUAAGAUGGCAACCUCUUGAGCUUCAUGUAUUAGAUUUAAAGAGAUUUUUUGUGUGUUUGAUUAGGCAAACUGGACAAUCUUGUAUGGGUAUUGCCUCCUCAACGAUCAACUUGGCCUCCAAUUGGCCCCGUCAUAUGCAGACCCCGAGCUGCGCCACUGAUGACCGUGUUCUCGCUCUCCAUCUUCACAUGUAUCCUUACAGCCUUGCUUAGACUUCUAUAGAUUUUUUUUUCGCUGGCACGAAUGGUUACUGUCCCUCCUUAAGCAAGUGGAAUGAGGAGAAGCUCCUAAUCAUGCCCAUAGAUUGGUCAUCAAUGAGCUCCAAGCUCUUUCCGAAAGGAUAUAUCAACAAGAGUCCAGUUAUCAGAUCGUGAAUGAAUAACACACACACACACACACACACACACACACAGAGUAAAGGUUUAACUAUAGUUAAACCUUUACUCUGAACCAGCCACACUCACAAGCGUAUACAAGUUGUAUACAACUGGCAGGAGGGUGAUGGAGCUGACUAACAUGCCUGUUUGUGAAAAGGAAAACCGAUAUUGUGAAACACUUUGCUCCUGAUUAAUUAAAAAAGAGGAGAAUGAAUGACUAUUUCGAGGAUAACUGACAAGAAGAUAUUAGAGGCGGAAGCAUGAGUGUGGGUUUAUCAGUGGGCAGCGAUAUUUUUUUUUAGCCUUUAGCGCUGGUAGCCUUUUUUGGUGGGGCCCGCUGGUCGGUCCCUUAGAGGAAGUUCAUUCUUCCUCCAAGGUCGGUCCAGCGCGUUAUGUCGCAGGCGAGUGUUUGAUAAUGGCGCCAUUUUGCUUGACGCAUACUACCCCCGUAGCUCUUUUUUUUUUCUCUCUUAGAGAAUUUAGAUAUAUCUAGAGUCCGGGUUGACUGGUGGUGUUCAGGACACCAUGUGGGUAAUCUUAAGGCCGAUUUCACAGUCUCUUUCAGUUGUUCUUGUCGUUGCCAAUGAGCGGCAAUCGCUGCCACCAACAAGAAAUCCGAUUUCACAGUCGCCUUUAACGGCGCUGUUUGUUUGCAUCGGUACCAGAGAUUGGAACCUUUGGUAACGCAGCCCUGGUAGCCGGAAGGGCUCCCUAAUGGAGCUUACCGAUGCAAUUUCUUAGCUAAUAACUUCAUAAUCUUUUUUUUUUUUAAAGAAUUUGAGUGACGUGAGCUCAUUUCACCAGCUGACCAGCAAACUUCAUUAUUUGUCAACAUUAUUCACUUGUUAUGCUUUAUUGGUCAAAUUCCUGUAAUAUUCUAGACUGCCUAUGUAUGCAUACGGCAUACAUACUCUGAAGUCGGCCCUACUUUGUGAACGAUAAAUGUGAAGAAUAAAUGUGAAGUCUGCUAAAUCUGCUAAAUAAAUGUGAUGAAUGAAUGUGAAGAAUAAAUCUAAUGAUUUAAUGUGAAGAAUCUGUCUCGCUGAAAGACACUGCUCUGGUUUGCUAAAUAAUAGCAGAAAUAU
Molecule: messenger RNA, 3518 nt
Organism: Eriocheir sinensis (Chinese mitten crab)
Lineage: Eukaryota; Metazoa; Arthropoda; Malacostraca; Decapoda; Varunidae
Product: facilitated trehalose transporter Tret1-like
Exons: 10
Coding region: 205-1626 (473 amino acids)
Biological process (GO): transmembrane transport; carbohydrate transport
Cellular component (GO): membrane
Molecular function (GO): sugar transmembrane transporter activity
Source: RefSeq, a predicted model, not a curated record